Molecule: messenger RNA, 2207 nt
Organism: Podarcis muralis (Common wall lizard)
Lineage: Eukaryota; Metazoa; Chordata; Lepidosauria; Squamata; Lacertidae
Gene: CDRT4
Product: CMT1A duplicated region transcript 4
Source: RefSeq, a predicted model, not a curated record
AACUUUCUAAACUGCACCUAGCUUCUGGGAGAGCAAAAGAAACAGAAAUGCAUCCUGUUUGCUGUGUGCCAACCUUAUUAAGCCUGACAAAUGGAUAUUUUCUUAAAGGGUCUCUUAGAGCCUUCUCAGAGGGACAUCUUCAAUCACUUGACACGGACAAAAACAACCAUGGCAGUCCCUUUUAAGAGCGCACUGAAAGAUCGGGCUUUGGUAUCAAGCAAUAUUGGCAUCCCACCGCAUCUGAUCCACCGCAUCCAGUAUCCAGCCUACACUAGUCACACAUCUCCCGUGGUCAAGAAGCUUGCGGAGCAAGACAAAUUAAGAAUUUCCAAGUUGCUGUCAGCACCUCGGAUAAGCAUUCAAGGACUGAGCAGCAGGGAGAACAGCCUUGCUCACAUCCCCCAGCAGAAGCACAGCCGCGGGUCUCAAGACGUAGGUGUGGCUGCUGAAUCAAGUCCAGCAGUGUCACGAUUCAGCAUAGCAACUAGUCCCCUUUACGUUAGCAGGGAAUUCUUUGAUGGUGGCCUAGUCCCCAUAAGCAGCUUUUUCCCAGAGGGAGCCUCAGCUCCAGGUAACUUUGUCAUUUUUGCCAAAAAAAGAGCCCCUUUCUGUGUGUUACCAAUGAAGCCACUAGAUGCCUCCAGUAUCAGAAAAGGCAAGAAGAUGCAAAAAGCCUCCUCGGAUUGGUCCACAUUAAAAUCCUUCGGCAACUAAUAUUUAUUUUUGGGCCGUUUUCUUUAGAAAUCCAGACAGGAGGGUUCAUUUAUGUGGGAUAUAUUGUGCAGAAGAAAAGACUGACCAGAAUGAGAGCAUAUGAAACCAGAUGUCAAACAUUAGAGGUCUUUUCACACUCUCACAGAAGUGGCUGAGCACAGUAGGUUAUGGGGCCACAGAUCUGUGCCUGAUCAUGCCAGCUCCUGCCCACCCAUUCUUGCCCCAGAAAUGCUUUGCCUUCAAGUGCUGGACACAAUUUCCCAGUGAUGUAUCUCGCUGAUAUAAAAAAUGGUUAAGGAUAUGGUCACACUGCAGUUUGCUUGGCUGCAGACAGGUGGUGCUGUAAACUACAGUGUGGCAAGCUGGUGGGCAGGUAGGCGGCCCAGGUGAGGAGAGGAGGAGUGAUCCAGAGAGUAGAGAUGCAAGCCUAGGUGAGGUGAGUAGGAGGGAACUGGAGAAGGGAGACAUAAAAACGCUGGGAUAGCUCAGUUGGUAGAACAUGAGACUCUUAAUAUCAGGGCCAUAGGUUCAAAUCCCGUGUGGGGCAAAAUAUUCCUGCAUUGCAGGAGGUUGGACUAGAUGAACCUCAGGGUCACUUCCAACUCUACAUUCUAUGAUAAGCAGGAAGCCCAGGCAAGAGAACCAAGUGAGGUGAGGAGGUGGGAACCCAAGGACAGAGAUGCAGGCAGGUGGAUGGCCCAGGAGAGUGGUCCAGGAGACCCUCAGAGGUAUGGUAAGAUCUGAGACAUUCUUUGGGUGAGCUGUAAAGGCAGGGGGAGAGGGUUGGUGAGGUUGGCGACUGAAGUGAGUAGGGAUGCAGCCCCUAUUGUGUACAUAGAAUCCCACUGCCCAUAUUUAGUACAUGCAAUUGCCUGCACCCUUGAUUUUGAGAAGGUUCACGUGUCAUUAAGCAUAUGAAUGUAAGAUGCUAUAAGCAGAGUCUUGGUAGCUGCACAUUUAUUGUGAGGGCAAAUAAGAUCAACCCUGUAAGAUCAGUUCAAGGCCCAUCUGGUCCAGCAUUCUGUUCAUUUGGUGCCCACUUGCGAUUCCCAGCAUACUGCUUCUGACUAUGGAGGUGGAAUAUAGCCAAAGAGGCUCAUAACGGUUGUUAGCCAUUGUUACUUUACUGGGUGAAAAACAGGGUAUAACUUGAGGAGAAAUGAACACAGAGGUUCGUCUUCCUUAGGCCAGGUUGACACAGAGGAAUAACUCCUCCCGAACCGCUUUUCCCUCCAGCUCCUCAAAUGGUCAAAUCUCAGCAGUCUUCCUCACUGCCAGCCAACUUCCAACUGACUCGAGUCUCCAACUCAUCAGUCUGCUGUCACACUUGCCAAUUACAAAAGUACCACCCCCCCAUACAAAGCUGCAAACUGAACAUUUGCUGUGCUUCCAACAGUUCCCUCAUGACCCAGUUUCCUGCUUCUCUUUUAUGGACUCUCCUGAGGACAGCAGGGUUGGAAGGGGUUGUGCCCAGAUCAGUUUAAAUGACCACC